AUCAUUUUAUUUUAAAUUGUAAAUGGGAACCCGUAAUAAAAAUUUAUCUCUGUUACUUUGUAUAAUUUUUUUAUUUACUCGGAGAAAGUGAUGGAGAAUUUCUUGAAAAUGGAGGGGGUGGGGGGUCUUGAAGAAGAUGAGGAAGAGGGUGGAGAACCAAGAAAAGGGAUUAAAAUCGUACACGGGUGAAUGGUUGUUGGCGGCGGAGGAAGAGGAGGAGGCGGUGGCGGUGGCGGUUUGUCUCAGCUCUGCAGUGUGCGGCAGCGAUCGCAGUACCGCCAGGACUCAGCAGAAGCUUCAUUUACUCGGGGACCGGGAGAUCACUUCAAAAUUUGAACAAAUUCCAGUGUAUCGGUAGCCGUUAGGGCGUUGAAUACUCGUCGGGACUCGGACCAGGUCGAGCGAUGGAUCCGCAAGCUGCGAUGUUCAGUUACGGUGGAGCGAUAGGAUCCUGCCAUGGCGUUAGCAAUGCGCGGUUCGAUACGGCGGAGAUCUGGCCGUUUCCUAUCAGUUCUGGUUUAACGAUGUCGUAUUCCUUGGGGCCGCCGGCCGAUGAUAUGAAUGCUGUGAGUAUGAGUGACGCCAUGGUUCUGGAUAGGAGAGUGAUUCCGGGUUGCGGCAGAGCUUGGAAGCUAAAGGAGGGAGAUGAAUGUGCUAUGCGUGGAGCCUCAACCAGCGGCAAUAGCAUGAGUGAAACCGAAAGUAAAAGGUUAAAGACCAGUGGGCAGGACAAUAAACCGGAUUCUGAAACAGGCGUGGAGGGAAAUUCUAGAAAGCAAGAAGAACAAGCUGCAAAGACAGUUGAACCACACAAAGAUUACAUUCAUGUCAGAGCUAGGAGAGGCCAAGCAACCGAUAGUCACAGCUUAGCAGAAAGAGCUAGGAGAGAGAAAAUCAGUGAGAGGAUGAAAAUUCUCCAGGAUUUAGUCCCAGGUUGCAACAAGGUUAUUGGCAAAGCAUUAGUGCUUGAUGAGAUAAUUAACUAUAUCCAAUCAUUACAAAACCAAGUUGAGUUUCUAUCAAUGAAGCUCGAAACACUUAAUUCAACAAUGACGUCUACAGUCGAGGGGUUAUUAUCCAAAGAUUUUCCCCAUCAAGCCAUUGAUACAACAACUGCUUUGGCAUUUGGGUUGCAAUCUAAAAGGGAAUAUCCAAAUGGCACAUCACCUACUGGGCUACAUUUCCAGAUUGGAGGAGGUGGAUUUCAAAGAACUCCCUAAAUCAUUCUCUGGUGUGUAGCAUUUUGAAAUGUUUUUUUAAUUCAUAAAUUGAACUUGUGUUUUUACGUUGUAACAAUCGGUUUUUACUGCUACAAAAGAUAUACACGGAUACAUGACUACGAGUAAAUUUGAUGUCAUUUUUAUUCGACUUUUUGUUCAUUUUUGUUGAUACAUGUACACUAGCGGUUCUAGUUCUUAAGUGG
Cuscuta campestris is the source of this 1423-nucleotide messenger RNA. The record is from the annotation of a GenBank genome assembly. NCBI's taxonomy places the organism in Eukaryota, Viridiplantae, Streptophyta, Magnoliopsida, Solanales, Convolvulaceae.